GCUGGUUUAGUGACUUAAAUUAAGCUUAACUAACUAACUAACUAACAGAUCCAAGGACAGUGUUUAUUAGACAGAAACAAAGACGGUAGGUAGGUACCUUACUGCGCUGUUGUAGCACUCCGGACGAUCUCUUCAGUAGCGCACCGCUAGAGCCAGAGGUCAAACUUUCGUCACACGUUUGAGUCUUUUUCAGCGAUUCAGACCAAAAUCAGAUGAAUAAUAAUUUAAUAAUUUUGUAAUCGGAUUUAAACUCAGUCUCCUGCUCAUUUUCUGUGGUUGAUUUUCAAAGUGAACGAACGUGUUGAAAUAGUGUGAAUCUGCGGCUCCGUCUCUCUCCUCACGUUCUUCAGGAUUUCACAUCAAACACCGACCUCAGGUCAGAUUAAAACGACGCGUUGUGCUCACAGUGUAGAUUGGAAGCAUCGAUGUUUAGCUCCAGCUGCUCAGGAGUCUGAGGACAGAAGUUUCCAACAAACCCGGGUCAAACCACGAAGCUAGCCCGGCUAACUGUUAGCUUUACCGAGCAGGGACUCUGAUCCUGAAUCAUGGCAGUCCAGGUGUCCGAGUCCGACCAGAUCAAACAGUUUAAGGAGUUUCUGGGGACAUACAACAAGGUGACGGAGAACUGCUUCAUGGACUGUGUCAAAGAUUUCACCACCAGAGACGUGAAGCCGGAGGAGUCCAGCUGCUCCGAGUCCUGCCUGCAGAAGUAUCUAAAGAUGACUCAGCGGAUCUCCAUGAGGUUUCAGGAGUACCACAUCCAGCAGAAUGAGGCCCUGGCUGCUAAAGCUGGACUGCUGGGACAGCCUCGCUGAACUGGGACUGAACUGGACUGGUAACAUGAUCCCAGGAGGCUGAGCGGCUCCUGACUGAUCCUGGUUCAGCAGGUCGAGCGAGUGAAAGACUCUGAACUGCAGCCGGUGAUGAUGCUGCUGAACAGGAAACAGUUAAAACACAAAACCCUUCAGCUGCUCUGUGUCAAAGCAUCAUGGGAGAUGUAGUGGAAAACAAGAUGAGACAGAUUUCUUUAACUUGUGUAAAACUCUUUGUUGCUGAGAUGAUGUGAUGUUGAAACUUUUCAUUAAACAUCAGGAACCGUGAAAA
Messenger RNA from Toxotes jaculatrix (banded archerfish), 1104 nucleotides. It is a transcript of the gene timm9, whose product is annotated as translocase of inner mitochondrial membrane 9 homolog. The record is from RefSeq and is a predicted model, not a curated record. NCBI's taxonomy places the organism in Eukaryota, Metazoa, Chordata, Actinopteri, Toxotidae. Bases 546 to 815 code for a protein of 89 amino acids. The transcript has 4 exons.